AUGUCGACAAACGAAGUUCUCCCUCCAGCUCUGCCCCCACGCAAGCCGUCGGCACUGCAGCAGCCACAAGAGCCAAUCUCCAGCACCUUACCAUCCGACGGUGAGGACUCGGACUCGGCGAUGUCUACACCACCUCCACUCCCACCUCGAGGGCCUAGGCAGAUCGCCUCUUCGCCUCUCGCUCCACCGUUGGCUUUUCAAGCCGCGCUGCCACUCCAGACCGAGACGAAGGCAGCACCGCACAUCGCCCCACGGCCAAUAUCGGUGGAGAUCACCCCGGCGACACCACAGAUCCUUUCGCCGGUGACACCUCCGUCCACCACUGUCACAGCUGCUUCCGUCACGGUAGCGCGAGAGAUCGACUAUACAGUGCCCGAACCACCAGCUACGGCCACUCUGCCCGGUCCGCCUAUUCGGGAGGAGCUGCCCGAACCUCCCCAUACCGCUCCCCCAUAUCUUACAAUCCCCUCUUCCCCACCACCCGCAGCUUCUUCCGUACCCCCGCCUCUCCCUCGCCGACCUACAAAAGCCGCCGACUCUCCGCUCGUGGUCCCCCUGGCGAUCCCCGAGAGUCUGCCACCCGUGACAACCUGGAUCGCGGUCACGGUCGGUGUGGUCAUUCUGGCCUACUUCAGGAUAGUGCCGCUCUGGCUGAUCCUGCUGGGCGUGGGUGGGGCAGGGGCGACGGUUCAGGCUGCGACAGUGAAAGUGGAGAAUGAGGAGGAUGUGCGGGUAUUGGGGAAAGAUAGGGCGGAUAUGAAGCAUGCUGUGGGAUGGGUAAAUCACCUUCUCUACGCUCUCUUUCCGCUCAUCUCCACCGACGUCCUCACUCCCUUUAUCGACCUCCUCGAAGAUGCCCUUAUCCAGCAGAUUCCCCCUAUCGUCACCUCAGUCCGGCUCGAGGCUCCCGCACUAGGCAGCCAGCCCCUCCUUCUCACUUCUCUUCGAGCCAUGAGCGACGAGGAGUGGUUCGCAUCCGUCUCGAAGCCUGGCCCAUCUUCCAAGACUGCAGCCGGUACACCGGAAGUCAAAGCACACCGAAAGAGCGUGAGCGGGCGGCAUUUGGGGGACAUGUUGAAGGGCAGUAGGAGAGGGAAGAGCGACGGGGUUGCGGCUGGGCCUUCAGAAGGGAUGGGGAGAUCGAGGAGCGCAUCUGGAAGCAGUCUGACGAGCGCAGUGGAUGUAGGGGAUGGUCGGCACGAGGCGGAUAAGCGGAGGCGGCGGGAUCGAGUCCUGCGGCGUGUCAAGAGGACGUUCAAGGACCACCCCACCGGCGAUAGUCCGGACUCCCCCACUCUCAUAUCUCCCUUGCACCAUGACGAUGACAUCGACGCGGACGAGGAGGAAGAUCCGCAAGAAGCAGGCCAAUACGUCAACUUCCAAAUCGGCUUCUCGUACGCUCGGCCCGAAUCGACCAAGCACCGAAAGGGGUAUGGUCUGCACGUCCUGGGCUACUUUGGGAUCGGCGUCAAGGGCCUCGGGAGGACGGAAUUGCCAGUCUAUAUCGAUAUGCUGGCGAUCAAGGGGACGAUCAAUGUUCGGAUCCUACUAUCCGCUACUCCGCCCUUUGCGAGCACGGCGACGAUCAGCUUCCCGAGAUUGCCGGAGUUCGAUAUCUCGGCGAAACCGCUUACAAGGUCGACGUUUAACGCGAUGAGUCUGCCGGGGAUGAAGCCUUAUGUACAAGCGUCCAUAGCGGAUGUCGCUCGCACGUUUGUACGGCCGGAGUCCUACACGCUCGACGUGGAUCGGCUACUUCUCGGUCGAGAAGCAGCAUUCAGGACGACCAGUAUUGGGGUCCUGCAUAUCAUCAUCCACUCGGCGGAGGGGUUGCCAAAGGUGGACACAAUGGGCACGUGCGAUCCGUAUGUCGCCGUCGGGUUUGCCAAGUACCACAAGCCAAUGUUCAGCACGCGGACAAUCAUCGAUAAUCAGAACCCAACAUGGGAAGAGCCUGCAUUCGUGCUGGUCACAUCCGACGAGGUCGAGUCAGGCGAGAGCCUCCGUUUGCGCAUUUGCGACGCCGACCGCUUCUCUGCCGAUGAUGCCGUCGGUAUCGUAGAGGUCGAGCUCGCCGACCUUCUCGAUAUCGCUUCUUCCUCGCCCCAUUCCGACCCCAUCCGUCGCAAUGACGCCCUCAAGUCCGACAAGCCCGGUAUGCGCGUCUCUGGCUCCCUGACCUGGUCGGUCCGCUUCGCGCCGCUCUGGCAUCUCCCGCCAGAAGAGGCUCGGCGGCGCGUCGAAGAGCAUCGAAAGCUAGGCAAAAGAAAAGGAGACUGCGAUGAGGCGGCGCCCUGGUGGUUUGACUGGGUGGAGCGAGUUGUGGGAGAGAAGCCUGAAUGGGUCGGCGAGCGGUCUGAGCGGAAUAAAGAGACGGCCAAGUGGUUUUUGGGCGAGAGGGAGAAGGAUGAGAUGGAGGUCAUGGAUAAGCCGGCGGAGGGGUAUCGGAGUGGGGUGCUACAGUUCCAUAUACAUCAAUGUGUCGAUCUGGAGGUGGAAAGUAUAGACGGGACGUACUCGGCCUCUUCCUCGGCGCGAAAGUCGGCUGCAGGGGGCCGACCGGCUCUCGCGGACCUCACCGAUCGUACUGCCGCCGAAAACCCCGAUCCGCCAUCCUCGUACGUCGAAGUACAUCUCAACGACCGGAUGGUCUUCCGUACCCGAACGAAACAAGUCACGCCCCUCCCGUACUUUAAUGCAGUGAGCGAGCGGUUCUUGCGUGAUUGGCGGUCGGCGAAAUUGGUGUUCGUGGUAAGGGACGAGAGAGAUCGGGAGCAUGAUCCUAUUCUAGGUAUCGUCACGUUGAGGCUGGAGGAGGCUUUCAAGGAGCGCAGCCAGUUCACCAGGUGGUACCCCCUCGUGGGCGGACUAGGGUGGGGCCGAAUCCGCAUCUCCCUGCUCUGGAAACCUAUCGACAUCCACCUACCACCCCGGGUCUCCGCAUUCGAGAUUGCCACCCUCGAGAUCAAGUCGUUGGCCGCAACGGACCUGUCGCACCUAGCGGACAAGAAGGGCAUCUCGGUCCUGCUCGAGACGGAGGCAGACAAGUUCGUCUUGGGGUCAGAUACGUCGGAUACGCCCACCAGUAAUCGGAACUCGCUCGCCCUUUCCCCUUCGCGCCCGUCAACCUCCUCUCCCCGCUCGCCUGGUUUCGGACCCGGAUCUGCCGGUCCACCCUCGCCUGGUAUUGAUGGCGCAGCAGCAGAAGAUGGCGAGAUGGAGUGGGAUAUCACCCGCCCCAUCCGCUUGGCGGUGGAGUAUCGCCAUUCCUGCUCGGUCCUCGUGUCAUUCAUCACCCGGCAUGGCGUCAUGCGCAAGAAGCGCGUUGUCGGGCUCGCCAGUGUCCGCUUGAACGAGGUGGAGGACAAUACGGACCUUAUGCGGACAGUACCCAUCUUCGCGACGUCGUCCGUCAAGGACGCGAUCGUAGCGGGACAGGCGUACGCCGAGGUCCAAGCCAACAAGGAUGGGGUCCCGCUCGUCAGGGCGCCAACGAGAGAGGUGCCCAUUCUGGGCUUUGUUUCGCUCGGUCUGGCGCUGAGGCCAGGGGUAAGUAGGGCGCACAGGAAGUUGGCAAAGAAGGAUAUGCGGUUCAAUAAGGUGUACGAAGCGUGGGAGGCGGAUAGGGAUGUCCGGAAAGAGCUGGGUGUGGGACGAGAUACGGCGAGGAUAGAUGAAGAGGAUGAGGGGAGUAGUGGGGAGGAGACGGAUAGUGAUGGUGAGGAUGAGGGAGCUGAGAGAAGGGUCAAGAGGACACCGAGCGGGAGGAGUGUCGCUGGGGCGAGUGCUAUGAGUGCGAGAAGUGUGGGCGAUGAGGAUAGCGAUGAGGGAUUCAUGAGUAAAAGUCGAGCGCACCAGAAGGCUCUGCAUAAACGCCAUAAAGGCAUCUUCCAGCUGAAAAUCGCGCGGACGGGUAAAUUCGUCAAGGACAAGAUUGAAGCCAAGCUGUAUGCCCGGGCGACGGAUCGGCGUAUCCGAGGGGCGGACUUGGAUGUCGAGCAGGAGGGCCAGUCCAGAUUGUAG
This is a messenger RNA of Dioszegia hungarica, 4023 nucleotides long. RefSeq lists its product as uncharacterized. NCBI's taxonomy places the organism in Eukaryota, Fungi, Basidiomycota, Tremellomycetes, Tremellales, Bulleribasidiaceae. The coding region runs from base 1 to 4023 and encodes 1340 amino acids. The transcript has 8 exons. The record is from RefSeq and is a predicted model, not a curated record.